GUGAAGUGACUGUGAGCGGAUCUCUCUCGCGCGCGCUCUGAACACCGGCGCGCGCCUCCGGAGAACUCUGUCUGAUCUGUGACGCUUGUCCUGCAGACUAUCACUGACAUUAUAACCAGAUUAUCAGGAGAAAUGUAUCACCAGGACAUGGAAGGAGUAGUUUUGCUGCCGGUUUCUGUGUUGGAAAAUUGGAGAGGAAUAAUGCUGCGCUGAGUCAACAAGAAAUAGGUCAGGGAUGGUGGAAGACGACGGUCAUGUGGUGAAGGAGAAAACAGAGGCACGGACAUCGGAAUGCCACAGGCUGUCUCACUGCUGCCCUUCCUGCUGGCGCUCAUGGGAUAUGCUUUUGCAGGCCUCAAUAUCUGGCCCUCCUUCCAUGUUGCCCUUAGCAACGCCAGUGUAUUUGUGGACUUCAGCACAAAAUCCAACAGCAGCACCAUCCGCAACAUGAGCCUCUCUCUGGUCAACACGGAAACCAACACCACCCUUCUCACCAGGAUUCUCCCCAAUGACCAAUCGACCGGUAGGGUGGAGUUCAACUGUUCUUGCUUCCUGUAUGCAGGGACUUUCCGGUUCCUGCUGAGGCAGACCAGCAUCUCUGCUGUUUCCCGUGGUAAUGGCACACAUGACAGUAGCGUGGAGAGCACUACCUGGUGGUGGAGUUCAGAACUGCAGGUGCAGUGGCCCACCUUUCACAUCGCUGUGGACAGGGCUGGAAACCAAUCAGGAUCUUUUCAGGUUGGGAUAUCCACUAAUGAACACUUUCAGGCUUGCUCCAGUGGCAUUGACUCAGCUCUCUUCCUAGAAGUCAGUUACAUGGAGUACAACCAGAUAGGGCGAAACAGCAUCGACAAGGUCCAAGCCCGCACACGACACCCAAUCAAACCCCUCCGUUCCCAGAGUAUUGAGCUGUCCUGCGCCUUCCCCUUCACAGAGAGAGACUUCAUACGAGUGGCUCUGCGGUCUCCUCAUGCAGCGCAGGAUGUGAAGAGCUCUGGACCUCUCUACCUGUCCCGUAUCUUCUCCUACAAGCUGCUGGUGGAAAACACCAAUGCUUACAGGAGUGGCUGUGAAGGGACUAUGACUGUUAAACUGAUAACCCCGCCUUGUGCUCACAUCAAUGGGAAAGUAUUGCUGUAUAAGGAUGCAGGUGUUGUACGAGGGGUUGCUGUUUCCUCUGGGAUGGAUGCAGGUGGAACAGCACUGAUGGGGUUUGGACCAGAGGAGCCGUCUUCACCUCUGUUGGCCUAUAACUGGCUGACUCAGGGAGAGAAUGAGACAGAAUUCAACUGUUCUGUGUUUUACCCAGGAAGGAAUAAGUACUGUUUUCGCUUUGUUUUCAACUUCAGUCGCUCCCCUAGUCCUGCACAGACCUGUUUGGUGGUUCACAAGAGUGCAGAGUCAUGGGGCCCAUGGCUGCCCUGGAGUGUGUGCAGUGUGAGCUGUGGAGAGGGCGUGAGGGAGCGAGUGCGUGAGUGUUUGCUGCCCUCAGGUGUGGGAGGGAUGCAGUGCACUGGCAUGGUGAAGGAACAGUCCCUCUGCUCACUGGAGGACUGUGUCGUGUUGCCUGCUCCUUCACCAUCCCUCCCCCCUGUGACUGUCGGAGCUGCCCCCCUAGGUGGUAACAUGGUCGUGGUGGCAGGUAUCUCCCUUUGCCUGGCUGUGAUUCUGGCUACUGUUGUGGUGACUUUGUGGAGAAAGCUUUGCAAGACCCCUCAGUGCAGCUCUGUCCGCAGAGGCUCCAUGCAUUCCCCCGGAGGACGCAAGCUCUCAGAUGAGGCUUCCAUUUUUGGCCACAGCCUCCAAAGACCCAGCCUGACUGACGGACAUGGCCCACCGGGGGGCAUGGGUGUGGGUGUAGCCCAGAAAGACAGGCCUUCCCUGGCCAGUCAGCCUCUCUCACAGCCUCUGGUGAUACCUCUCUCACAGGACCCAGAGAGGCUUUCCCCCACAGGUCAGAAGAUGUUGCCACCUAUAUUUGGGUACCGACUGGCUCAGCAGCAGUUGAAAGAAAUGAAGAAGAAAGGGUUAAAGGAGGCCACACAGCUGUACCAUGUCUCUUCAAGCCCAGUCCAUGACACUGUGGUAGAGACAUCUGCAUCACCCACGAACUCCCCCAUUCCUACACCAACUGGAUUCGCUCAUCCCACACUCCCUUUGGGCCUCCAGGACGAUGCUAACCACAGUCCUUUUCGUAUUGCAGCUCCCUUUUCUGAGCCACCAUCACAAACUUCCAGGGUCACAUCAGACAGAGUUGGUCUCAGAGUGGAGCUGGUCCUAGGUCCUUCUACUCAUGCAAGUGGGGGCAGCUCGAAAUGGCGUGACCGCACUGCUGACUGGGUGGAGAUGGUGGAGAGGAGUGGGUUAGCAGGUUUCAGAGGAGGAGGAGAUACAGGAAUGGGAAACUCUUAUCAUAAGAAUCCAAAUUUCCGCAGGACCUCCAGUUUUAACGACCCCAAACCUCAGCCUCUAUCCUCUGUACACUCGAGACAGUUCAGAGAAAGGAGCAUGACCCAGGUGGGAUCUCGGACCCUUCCUGAAGGAAGUUGUUGGAAUAAAGGAGGACGGGAAAGGCAGCCAUACAGCUCUUACCCCAUUCCAGAGCACGGGGCCCCUGAGUGGGCUAAACCCAGACCCCAGAGAAAUGACCAGAGGAAGCCCUGGAUAGAGACAGCUGCUCCUUCUCACAACAAUGAACUCAAACACACAGGAACCAACACAAACAGCAUUUCAGUAUCUGAGAACAAUGCCAACGCAGACCUCCACUGUACUGGGGAAAGGCAAAGGAGUAGUGAGACAGGAGUUAGAGAAGGAAUCUCAGGGAUCGGGGGUCCAGCUGCAGGGCACGCCAGCUUGAGUGUGGAUCGGGCCGAGCGUGCUGAGCAGAACUGGAACCGUCGUGGACCAUCGCCUAUCCAGAGAAAUAUCCUUGCUCGUAAAUUAAAGGAGGCCCAGUCCUGCUCUGGGGUCAAGGGGCGGCAGCGCAGCUCCACCUUUAGUGUACCGCCAUCGGAACAGAGGAAAGGUCGCUGUCGCUCGCUGCCAAUGUCUGGAGGCUACAGUAGCAGUGGCAGCUCACCUUACAGGCUGAGUGAGGCAGAGCAGAUGAUGCUGGACCUAGAUCUGUCCUCAGCAUAUGGAGGGGAGGAGUAGAGGUUUGUAGUACUGUGCCAGGGAGGACUUGCCAUCACUAUUUACAUUUAUUCCUAACCUUAAAUUCACCCUAAGAUCUAAAUCAUAUAUUUUGUCUCUUACCUGUGGUGCUUUUUAUUAAUCCAGAUUGUUUUGGUGUGAGUUGCUGAGUGUUGGAGAUAUCGGCCGUAGAGAUGUCUGCCUUUUCUUUAAUAUAAUGACACUAGAUGGCACUCUGCAAAGUGCCAAAAAAUAGAUUUGAAAACCCAACAGGAAAGUAGGCAGACAUCUCCAUGGCCAAUAUCUCCAACACUGCAACUCACACCAAAACAAUGAUAAAUAGCACUACAGAUAAGACGGCAAAUAUGUGUUUUUGAUUUCUGGGUGAACUGUCCCUUUAACGCAGACACACACAUAUCAGUGACGAUUGUAUUGUAUUUUAGAGAUUUGGGAAGUUUGCUUAUCUAUGAGAAGGAGAACAAACCACUUAUUUUUAAAAGAUAUUUAAGUUUCUGUUUUAAACAUGUUUUUCUAUUGCAGAUUUAUAAUGGGAUUAUUUUAAUAUUUUCAAUUUUUGAUAUUCAUUAUAAGUCAUCUCCAGAGUGUCUCUGUAGUCACAUUGAACAUGGCCUUGUACCUACAGUAUGCACAGCGCACACAAGCUGCUGUCAGCGACAGUACUGAAAACACUACAGGAGACAGGUUUAGUCUUAAUGUUCUACACUGCUGAGUGUGCUGAUUUUAAUCGUGCUGUGAAAUCCCACUGUACCAAACUGUGCUAAAGUGAGGACCAGUCUCAAUGUGAUGUAGUUUACUGUUUCGGGACUAUUUUCCAUGUGACAUAAGUCAAGCAUUUUUCAUGUGUUUUCUGCAAAAUGCACAGUACAGUUGUAACAAUUCUUGAGGACAGUCAAAUAUUAAUUUCAAUGAGGCAUUGUGGCUGAGAUGCUGUUUGUUUUAUUGUUUGAGUAAUAUCAUACACUUCAUACAAAUCAGUGCUUACUGAAAAAUAGAAGAUACUGUACUGACAUUUGAUAAUAGUUCAAAUGAUGAAGCAAAGGGAGAAAUUCAAAUACAAAGAAUUUAAACAUGA
Molecule: messenger RNA, 4225 nt
Organism: Epinephelus moara (kelp grouper)
Lineage: Eukaryota; Metazoa; Chordata; Actinopteri; Perciformes; Serranidae
Product: thrombospondin type-1 domain-containing protein 1
Exons: 8
Coding region: 292-3153 (953 amino acids)
Cellular component (GO): cell periphery
Source: RefSeq, a predicted model, not a curated record